Cylindrotheca closterium is the source of this 1182-nucleotide messenger RNA. The record is from the annotation of a GenBank genome assembly. NCBI's taxonomy places the organism in Eukaryota, Bacillariophyta, Bacillariophyceae, Bacillariales, Bacillariaceae.
AUGAAAUUGACAAAGUCGAUCCGUGUUGCUGCUCCAAUUGUUCAAGCUUUGACAACAACGACGACAACAACAUCUGCCAUUGCAUUAUCAGCCAGCAACAACAUGACAUCUGGAUCUCCGUCUCGAGCACACGUUUCUUCUGCUUCAUCUGCCCAGCAGCAGCAGUGCAAAAUUUCAACCAAAAUAGCAACGACAGCCUUGGACAAGGCACGUGCCUUGGAAUUGCCAAGUCGGGAAGAAACCUUGCGUCGGGACCAGAAAGUCUACGAUUUUUGGAAUCACAACGACGAACUGUUGGAAGACGCUUGGAAGGAGUGGCAAGCUACUCAAGACUUGCCCAAAUUAGACGAGUCCUUGAUUCAUCCUAAGUUGAGACAAGUCGUGGAUGAUAUUUGGCAAAUUGUCCAAGAAUCAUCAUCUAAUGAUUUUGACGACAAUACUGUGGCAGCCCAAGAGCUCGUCCUGAAGGAAUUGUUUGACGAAGUCGCCCCGGGUGUCUACAGUGUGCAAUUCUUGGAUUUAGAAAAGGUGCACAUUCUUCGUCAAUGGUUCGAUGCGGCAGCUGAAUCGGGCAUUCCCAUUCGUCCCCCGUAUGGGAUUGUAUUGAACCGCAAGGGAUUCAUGAUGGAUCAAAGAAGUGUGGGAUAUUGGGCGGCACCCGACUUUCAAACCUUUUACAAGGACAUUUUGAUUGAUUCCUACAUUCGGCCCAUUAGUCGUGCCUUUUUUUCCGACUCGAUUUUGGCGACUGACGAUUCGGAAUCCUUUGCCUUUUCCAUUCAGUAUCAAGUGGGAGGAGAUGAAUCCAUUCGUCACCACACCGAUGCCAGCACGGUUACCUUUAACAUUAAUAUGGAUGCGGAGCAACUAUGGACGGGGUCCAACCUCUACUUUUGGGAAUCCUUGAACGGUGGUAAACGAUACACUGUCGAUUGGGCUCCUGGAAAGGCAGUCAUGCAUUUGGGUCGGACCUUGCACGCCGCACUGCCCAUUGAAAGUGGGAUCCGCAACAAUAUUGUUGUAUGGACCAUGGGGAAGGAUGGUGGUCGUGGAUACGGAGGAGGACCGUUGACUAGUGAAGACGGAAAGUAUCAUGAAGACUAUCAGUUGACUCGUCAAGAGCGUUGGAACAAACCAGAGGGUCCUACUCAAAAACCUUGGGAUCGCUGGAGUCCUUUCUAA